Molecule: messenger RNA, 882 nt
Organism: Penaeus vannamei (Pacific white shrimp)
Lineage: Eukaryota; Metazoa; Arthropoda; Malacostraca; Decapoda; Penaeidae
Source: RefSeq, a predicted model, not a curated record
GAGGAUGAGGUCAUGGGACUUCACUUCAGCAAGGAGCUCGAGCUCGUCAACACCGAGGUCGCUCCCCAUGCUGGAGACGUCCAAAUGACCGACGCCCAAGAACGACUCAUCAAGAAGCUGGGUGCCAACGCCUACCCCAUCAGCGUCAACCUUCCGGAGAACGCCCCCUGUUCCGUCUCCCUCGACGGCGGGAGUGAGGGUUCUACCCAGCCUCUUGGUGUGAUCUACGAUCUCAGGCUGUACGUUGCUGACCGCAAGGAGGAACGUCCUCACAAGCGGAACUCCGUCGGCUUUGCUGUCCGAAAGGUCCAGUACGCCUGUCCUGGAUCCAGCAACCGUCAGCCACAGACCCUGGUCAGCAAGGGCUUCACUCUUUCCCCAGGAAGGCUCAACCUCGAGGUCACUCUGCCUCAGGAUGUCUACUUCCAUGGACAGCCCAUCGAGGCAACGCUUUCCGUCAACAACGUGUCCAAGAAGACCGUGAAGAACAUGAAGGCUGAGGUUGUGCAGCACGUGGAGGUCACCAUGACCAACACUCACUUCAGCCGAGUUGUGGCUUCACUCGAGUCUCGCGAAGGAUGUCCCAUCACCCCAGGAUGCAACCUCACCAAGACCUUCUCCCAACCCUGUUGCCUCCGUCAACAAGCGACGCUUCGGCAUCGCCCUCGACGGUCAAGUCAAGGACCAGGACGCCAACUUGGCAUCGUCUACCUUGCUCAACUGCGGCGCAUUGCCGGCGACCUGACUGCCGACCUUCCCUUCAAGCUGGUGCACCCCGACCCUGCCUCCGUCAAGGCUCCACUGCGCAAGACUCAGUCUGCCGAUAUCGAAGUGGAGGAAUUCACUAACUUGCGCCGUGGUCAGUCCAUUGCUGAGGACUAA